AAAUAAAUAAAACGUAUUAAUAAAUAGCUGGUUCACCUGCUAUGGCCGGCCAUAUUACUGAGCGAUCAAGUCAAGCUCUCCAACCAUGGACUCCAUUCCGUGAGUAGAAGAGAAAUGGGAAAGAAGCCAUCUCUGCGCACCAAAGCAACCGACUUUGUUUAUGCCGUUCUCAACCCCAUCUCUGAUUCUAAUGAUCACAAUCACAAACCUUCCAAACACCCUCCAUCACCUUCCGAAGAAGUAGGUGAAACAGAAAUAAGUGCAUCAGAGACUUCUGAUGAAGAGGGUAGCCAUGGUUUAGAUGGUGGACCUGAUACUUCAUCCUUCACUGCUUUCCUCUAUUCUUUUGUGUCAUCCUCAGACACUAAAACAGACAAACAUGGGCAGAAUGAUGAGAAAAGUGAACCUGAUAAUAUUAACCCUUUACCAGACUCUUCCUUGAAAGAAAAUGGUCGAAGGAAAAGUUUGUUUUCUAGAGGUAAGCAAUCACUUGGUAGAGCGAUUCGCCACGCUACGAGAAUCGGUGGAUUUCGCCACCAUGACCGUCGCAAAGAUAAUGUAGAAAUGAAAUAUGAUGAUGGGCAUUGUUCUAAAAUUUCUACUGUUGAGCCUGUGAAAGAGUCAGUGCACAGGCCUUUGGUUGAUCUGCCAGAAAUUUCUGAACCUUCGGUUCUCCUCUCUGAGGGUAUGAGAAGUGUUCUCUAUGCUUCUCUUCCACCUCUUGUGCAUGGAAGGAAAUGGCUGCUGCUAUACAGCACUUGGAGGCAUGGUGUGACUCUUUCAACUCUUUACAGAAGAAGCAUGCUUUCACCUGGAUCGUGUUUGCUGGUUGUUGGAGACCAAAGAGGAGCAGUGUUUGGUAGCUUGGUUGAAGCACCUAUGAGACCAUCCAAUAGGAGAAAAUACCAGGGAACAAACAAUACAUAUGUUUUCACAAACAUCUCUGGUCAUCCUGUUAUAUAUCGCCCAACAGGGGUUAACCGCUAUUUCACGCUUUGCAACACUGACUACAUAGCAAUUGGUGGGGGAGGUCAUUUUGCGCUUUAUUUGGAUGGAGAUCUAUUGAAUGGCUCAAGUUCAGUCUCUGAAACUUAUGGGAAUCCUUGCCUUGCAAAUUCUCAGGAAUUUGAAGUGAAGGAAGUAGAGUUGUGGGGCUUUGUACAAACUUCAAAAUAUGAGGAAGUACUCGCAUUGAGCAGAACAGAGACACCUGGGAUCUGUCGAUGGUAAAAACAUCUCUGAAUAUGAUGAAUCAAAUGGCUUAUACUUAGCAUUUCAUUGAAGGGCCACUCACCCUCUGGAGAGCAAUGCGAGGCUCAUUGACAACACGACGGAGAAAGUUUUCACUGUGUAACUAACAUAUAUCAUAUGUAAAUUAUCUACCAAGCUUGUAUAUACGAGUUGAAAAAUUGCCCUUUUUUCCGGGUGAAGAAAUGGAGUAUGUUUACUUAUGUAUAGCAUUUUCAAAAGCUGAUGAAGGGACAACAAGAAAUUAUCUUAUGUACCAAGUGUUGUUUUUA
This is a messenger RNA of Lotus japonicus, 1520 nucleotides long. RefSeq lists its product as uncharacterized. The record is from RefSeq and is a predicted model, not a curated record. The transcript is spliced from 8 exons. Lineage: Eukaryota; Viridiplantae; Streptophyta; Magnoliopsida; Fabales; Fabaceae. Bases 115 to 1230 code for a protein of 371 amino acids.